Molecule: messenger RNA, 12981 nt
Organism: Sardina pilchardus (European sardine)
Lineage: Eukaryota; Metazoa; Chordata; Actinopteri; Clupeiformes; Clupeidae
Gene: spega
Product: striated muscle enriched protein kinase a
Exons: 42
Coding region: 1-10602 (3533 amino acids)
Biological process (GO): protein phosphorylation
Molecular function (GO): ATP binding; protein binding; protein kinase activity
Source: RefSeq, a predicted model, not a curated record
AUGCGACGGGCACAGUUUCCCUCGCGAGCCACUCCCGAGAGAAUUGUGAUGCCCUCUGCCGGGGCAUCGGGCCGACGUUCGGACCUCCCGGGCCAGGAACAGCCCGCUCCGGCGCCGCCCGUCUUUCUGCGGAAGCUCAAGCGUGGCGCCGUGGGGACCGGGUGUGACGUGCGUCUGCGGGUGUCAGUCGGCGGGCACCCCGAGCCCAUGCUGCACUGGUACCAUGGCGAUAUGCCCGUGGCUAGUGAUGAGCGGGACCCCGGAGGUCUGUGGAUCAGGGAUUGCCAGCCGACCGACGGAGGCCUGUACACCUGCGUGGCGGUCAACGCUCUGGGAGAGGCCAGGAGCAGCGCCGUGCUGGCUGUGCUCGACCUGGGAGAGGACUCAGAGAAUACGGAGGAUGAAACAGCCGAGGGACAGGUCCCCAUGGAGGCCAAAGAGAAAGGCAAAGGAGCACACGGCCAGACAGGAGUCAAAAUGGCGGACCGCUCAUCCGAGGCGUACGGUCACGACCCCAGAGCUGUCCAGGACCCUGUGGUGGGGCGGGAGGUGUUCCCUCUCGGCUCCAGACCCCCCGGCCUGGCGGACCCCUCUCAGCCUGGCAGGCAAGCGCACCUGGGGGGCAUAGAGAGCCCCCCCGUCAGGCACCUGGGCGUGGAGGCCCUGCUGCGUGCGUCCCAGGCCAGCGUGGCCCGUCCCUCGUGGGAGUCGGAGGAAAGCGCGUCGCUAGCCAGCGAUUACUAUGGCAGCAUGUUCAGCCUCUAUGGAGGGAGGACUUUUACUAUGAACCAAGUGGACACCCUUUUAAAGGACAACACCCCCAGUGCUCUGUUCCCACUGGGCAAAACCAAACCAAGCUCACCCUUACCCGGUAAUGAUGAACCUGGACCCGACGCAUCUCUACCUAGCGACAGCAGCCAGCAGCAGAAACAGAACCUGGGAGAACCCAGGGUUCGCCAAGGGAUGGCCGACAGUAAGAUGAAAGCAAAAGGCUCUAAGUCGUCUGGGUCCUCCCAGAGCAGUGAUUCGCAGGACUCGCGUAGAGACUCGCUCACCUGCCACACACCAAAGCUGUCUCGGGCUGGCUCCAAGAUCUUCGACAAGGUCCGAGCCUUUGAGGACCGUAAGCAGAGUGUGGACCCACCAAAGUCUUCAAGUCGCCCCUGGGCGAUGUUUGGUCGGGCGGCAUCUGUCGACUCCGGAGAUGCCCGAAACAAGCAAACGGCAGCCGCGAAAGAUCAAGGGACGUCGGACGUGGCUCUAAAGAGGUCUUUCUUCAAGCAGAAGGCCUCUUCAUUGGAGGAGGGUAGCAGUGACAGCAGCUAUGCUCAGAAAGUCCAGAAUUUCCAGAGUAAAUUCACGGUGGAGCUCAAUCGCAUCAAACGUCUCGUCGGGAGGCCCAGCAUGAAAAAGGCCAUGUCCACCGAGCAGCUCUGCGAGACAGACAAGCAGUCCCUGGGUAAACUAGAGCCCAUCCCUCCUGAGGUCCUUCAGAAACUUGAAGAUCGGGAGCGAAGAUCUGAAAUGAGGGCAGCGGAGUCUGAAAAAGAACCAAUCCUACCCACCGUGGGUAAGAAACCUCACGACCUGGAACAAAGACCAGAACGGAAGUUUUCAGAGCCUGAAAAAGAACAACGGGCUCCACAGAAACCAGUCAGAACACAAAGCGAAUUGCAAAGUGGAACAGAAGAGAAGCAGCCUCUGAGAGACCAGGUUGCUCCAUGGCGCUCCGGAGCGUCUAAGAAACACACCGGGAAAGACACACUGAUCAGGAAAACCGAGGCAGAUGCCGGCGCCAAAGCCAAACCUCGGAUAUUCCCAGCGAUCCAACUCCCAGGCCAGUGUUCACCCAGACUUCCACGCAAAAGUCCAACCCGAGACUCUCCCACUCUGCCGAGUCCCCAGCCCCUCCAAGAGACGCCGUCCAACCAGGAGACUGAGCAGCCGGUUCCCAAGAAAGAGCGAAAGUCUUCAAGCCCUCGUUUGCAAAGGGCGUCCACACCUACGAAAGAUGUACCGGUCCCUGCGAAGCCCCCACGGCUGGCCAGCUCAAUACCUGCGCCUGUCCCAACAUCGCAGAGUGCCCCGCAGAAGAAACCUGCAAGAGGUCCCGUCGCAGGGUUGAAAUUGACCAUCCCCACAAUUGUUGUUGAGGAUGAACCCAUGGAAGAGGAGGAUGAAGAAGAAGAAGAAGAGAGGACAGAGCAUGACCAAAGGAGGACGAGAAAGCCAGUAAGGAAAGGAAGAAGCCCAAGGAGUCGGGGCAAGACGCAUCGCGAUCGUCCAACUUCUCCAGAACAAGCCGACUCCUCCGACGACUCCUACAUGUCAGCCGAGGAGGCCCCGGACGAGGGUCCCCACUUCCAGACGCCGCUGAGGGACGCGGAGGCCUGCGCCGGGGACGAGGUGCAGCUCAAGUGCGUCAUCGCUGGAAGCCCCCUCCCGCAAGGCAAGCCGUCCAUCAGGUGGAGGAAGGGGGAGACAGAGAUCCGAGACAGCCCCACGCACAUCCUGCGGGUGGAGGGGGAGCGCUUCUCUCUCACCAUCACACACAUGAAGCCCAGCGACGCCGGGACGUAUCACGUGACCGCCAGCAACCGCAUGGGUCAGGCAUCCUCCUCAGCCACACUCUUCGUCAGGGCAGAGCCAGUCCAGGGGCAUCGUGGGAAACUGAGUCUUCCUUUGGAUCCCCCAGGCAGCCCUGUCCUCUCUGAUGAGGAGUACCUGAGCCCUCUGGAAGAGGCCAUGGAGCUGGACAAUGCCCCUUGGUCCCAAAGGACAGCGCUGUCUCCACUGAAAGAGCCCCCUUCUUUACAGGUAACCUCUGGUGACCAGACUGUGGUAGAGGGACAUGAGGUGACCAUGUCAGUUCAUGUGUGUGGACAGCCCAAACCUAUGGUGUACUGGUUGAGAGAUCGGUUAGCAAUUAAAACUGACAGCCGCCAUGUUGUUCAAGAACUGCCAGAGGGAAAAUAUGAGAUGAAAAUCAAAUCAGCACUGAAGGCAGACGCCGGAGUUUACACCUGCAAGAUCAUCAAUGAAUACGGCACUAAACAGCAUGAGUGCAGAUUGGAGGUUUCUGCAUCUUCGGGUCAGCCUGGCCUGGCCAUCCACAUACCGGUGCAGGACGUGUCAGUGAAGGCCGGCGAGACGGCCCUGUUCGAGUGUCACAUGGUCGGCCCGCAGGAAGUGGAUGUGGAUUGGCUGGGCAAUGGGAAACUGAUUCAGCCGGCGCUGCUGGACUGUAAGAUGCACUUCGACGGGCGGAGGUGUCGCCUGCUGCUGCGCUCAGUGCACGAGGACGACAGUGGGACGUACACCUGCAAACUCAGCUCGGCUAAAGAGGAGCUGGUGAGCAGUGCCUGUCUCAGAGUCAGUCCCUCCAAGGAGCCCCUGUUCACACGCAAGCUGGAUAUCCUUGAGGUCAUCGAGGGUCGCACCGCCCGCUUUGACUGCAAGGUCAGCGGGUCACCACCUCCUGAAGUGACAUGGAGCCACUUAGAAACCCCUCUGCAGGAGACUGACAACAUCCGCAUCCUGAAGGAAGGCGGCCGGCACUCUCUGAUCAUCACACAGGUGACCCAGGAGGACGAGGGCUUCUACACGGCGACAGCCAAUAAUAUCCAUGGUGACACAGACAGCACAGCAGAGCUCUAUGUGCAGGAACCCCGGCCAGCCAUCUCAUCACACAUGGCAAAGUUGGAGAAGAUGCCCUCCAUUCCUGAGGAGCCGGAGGUCCUGGAGUCGGAGGUGGAGCGGAGAACGAUGCCGGACUUCGUCACUCCUCUGCGGGACGUGGAGGUGGUGGAGGGCAAGGAGGCUGUGCUGAAGUGUAAGGUGUCUGGCAUGCCCUACCCCACCAUCAGCUGGUACCACAACGGCAAGAAGAUCGACAGCACGGACGACCGGAAGAUGACCCAGUACAGGGAUGUCCACAGCCUGGUCAUUCGCUCCGUGUGCCACGGUCACAAUGGCGUCUAUAAAAGCGUCAUCUCCAACAAGGUGGGCAAGGCUGCCUGCUACGCCCAUCUCUACGUGGCAGACAUCCUUCCAGAACCCCCAGAUGGUCCACCUGUGAUUGAAGCCAUCACUGGAAGAACAAUCACCCUGCGAUGGAGCAGACCCAAGAACCUGGAUCCAUCUAUUGAUGCCAACUCUUUGUUGUAUGUGGUUCAACAACAAGCCCUGGGCUCUAUCCAGUGGGCCAUCGUAGCGUCUAACCUGAGAGAAACCUCCUACACGGUGAUCUCCCUCUCCAAAGGAGCGCGCUACGCAUUCAGAGUUUUGGCAGGGACUGGAAAAGCUUUCAGCAAGCCAUCUCCACCAACAGACCUCGUUCAGCUCAUCGACAGAGGCCAGUAUUUGCGCAGAGGCCCUGAAAUUCUGGACAAGCCGGACACAGUAUAUGCUGUGGAGAAUCAGGCGGCCAGCAUGACCAUCACUCUCAACCACGUUCAAGCAACAGUCAGCUGGAAAAGGAGGGGGGUUAUAUUGCUUCAUAAGCCUGGUGUGUGUGAGAUGAGCAUGCCAGAUGACGAUCAGCACUCUCUGAAACUGAUGAGGGUGCGUGUCGGAGACGUGGGCCAGUACACCUGCAUCGUGAGCAACGCUUUCGGCAGUGACAUCUGCCAUGCACAACUGAUCCUCGCAGCGCCCCCUGCCUUUGAGAGCAUCAUGGAGGACUUGGAUGUGUGUGUGAGUGAGACAACAAGGUUUGCAGUGGUUGUCGAUGGAAAGCCGGACCCAGAUAUCCUCUGGUAUAAAGACAACACACUCUUGGCGGAGAGUAGCCACUUCACCUUUGUGUACGACGACAGGGAGUGCUCACUGGUGGUGCUCAACGCUCGGGAGGAGGACUCAGGGGUCUACACCUGCAUGGCGAAGAACCUGGCCGGGUCUGUGAGCUGCAAGGCUGAACUCACCGUGCGCAUAGCCAAGAAAGUAGUGGAAGAGCCAAUGGAGGAUGAAGAGACUAUCUUGAGGAGAAUGCGGAGAGUAACCGAUUAUUAUGACAUUCACAAGGAGAUCGGGAGGGGGGCCUUUUCCUAUGUGAAGCGGGUUACUCUGAAAGCUGCAAAGAGGGAUUACGCGGCUAAAUUCAUCACAGCUCGAGCGAAGAGGAAAGCCUGUGCCCUGCGGGAGAUGGCUCUGCUCUCGGAGCUGGACCACGAGCGGAUCCUCUACUUUCAUGACGCUUUCGAGAAGAAAAAUGUGAUCGUGCUCAUCACUGAACUAUGCCAUGAUGAGCUGCUUGAAAGAAUGGCAAAGAAGACCACCGUUAUGGAAUCAGAGGUCCGUUCCACAAUCAGGCAAAUACUAGAAGGUAUUGAUUAUCUACACCACAAUGAUAUCAUUCAUCUUGACAUCAAGCCAGAGAACAUUCUCAUGGCCGAUCGUAACAGUGACCAGAUUCGGAUCUGCGAUUUUGGCAGCGCUUUGAAGCUCACUCCCAACGAGCCACAGUACAGCAAGUAUGGCACUCCAGAAUUUGUUGCUCCGGAGAUUGUGAGCCAAACACCCAUCUCCAAGGCAACAGAUAUCUGGCCCGUCGGAGUUAUGGCCUAUUUAUGCCUCACAGGGGUCUCCCCAUUUGCUGCGGAGAACGACCGUGAAACACUCCUCAACAUCAGGAACUACAAUGUGGCUUUCGAGGAGAGCAUGUUUGCUGAUUUGUGCAGAGAAGCCAAAGGAUUUGUCAUCAAGCUGCUGGCUUUAGACAGGCUGAGACCAGACACAACUGAGUGUCUUCGGCAUCCUUGGUUUAAGACCUUGACUAAGGGGAAGAGUAUCAGUACAGCAUUACAUAAACAAGUCCUGGCAAGAAGAAAGUGGCAGAGGUCACUCAUCAGCUACAAGUCCAAAAUGGUGAUGAGAGCCAUCCCUGAGCUACUUGAUGACUCCUCAAAGCACACAUCUAUUGCUGUGUCCAGACAUCUCAAGGAGAGUUCGCCGCCACCAUCAUCCUCCUCCGACUCCGACGGGGACAUCGAUGAGCUUCCCUUUAUCCCCAUGCCUAUGAAUAUGGUGUUCUCGGGCUCCAGAAUGUCCCUCACUGAGAUCACAGGGGACGAUGACGUUUCGGAUGGUGCCAUACCGGCCAAAGGGAACCAAAGAGAUCACAGUGUGGAACCGAUGGAGUGUGAGCCCUCCACACCCGGGAAAGAUGGGGGGUCUGAAGAGGUGGGUAAGGAAGGGGAGAAGUCCAGGAAGCCUCUCCAGCGAGGGUCGAGUGUGGAGGCUGAGGAGACACGGAUCAAGUCCAGGAGGGCAACAAUGCGCAGAGGUAGCUCGGCCGACAGCGCCCUGCUCCUUCACAUCUCACCAGAAGAGGGCGCUACAGCAGAGGAGUCAGAGGAAGGCAGCAGUAGCCUUAAAAAGGCCGUCUCCAUGGAGCUCCCCAGACGGAGCCCAAGUCCAGGCCCGGGCAAGCUGAGCCAGGAGGACUACGCCCUGAAACUGGAGCUGAUGAGACAGAGGCUUCUGCGGGGCGGAUCCGUGGACAAGAAGAUGAGCGGGUUACGCGGCCCUCUGCUGGAGACUCUAGGGGUGGAUGACGAAAGACGGACGUCGUCCCUCGACCGCAACUUGCGCAGGACAAGAAUGGGUGGAAUGACGAGAGCAGCCUCGACUGAGAAUCCCUCCGAGGGCUCCCCAAAGAUGAAGGUGUUUCGGAAGAGUGCCUCGUUUAGUCAAGUUGACCCUGAAGCCACUCCACUGCACAGACGCUUUGGAGCGCCACUGGAGAUCCCUAACACUCAGCCAGGCCAGAUGGGAGAGCAGAAGCUGCAUGAAGCCGUAUCUAUGUCUGUCCUUACUGAACAAACUAGACUAGAGUCAAGGCCUGAGUCUCCCAUUGAGAUGAACUCUGUACCAUCUACUCCUGAUCCAGAACAGCAGGAAAGGAAACAGGAAGAGAGAUGGAUUCUGGGAAAUGAGAAGAUGGAUGAGGAACAACAAGAUGGGACAACAGCCUCUGAACUUUCCUCUCAAAGUCAUGAGGAGGAUAAUGUAUCUCUGUCGGAAGUUGAGUCGUCUGCAUCAACUCCCACUGAGAAGAAAAAAUCUGCCUAUGCUGACGUUAUGCAAACCUUCACUGGGUUGCAACCUAAUGGAAAGCAGCCUCAUGUCCCUACUGCAACCCACUCACGGACUCGCUCCAACCCUGAAACUAUGUUCCUACCUGAGCACCCUGCUGUCUUCGCCAAAGUGGCCACGCCAUUUGCUCCCAUUCUCAGAACCGACAUCAAGGACAUUGACUCAGAGGAGGUUUUUGAGGCGAGAUUCAAAAAGCGUGAGUCUUCUUUAACUCGCGGCCUCAAGCGCCUGACUAGGACUAAGUCGGAGGAGAAGUCCCCAGUCAUGCCUCGCAAGCUGGGCGAGGAGAUCUAUAGACCUGGGCCCACUGGGGCUCCUCUGGAGGUGGUGUCUAAAGGACUCCAGGAGAAAUCCAAGUCAGUCCAGGACCUCAGGGAGGUGGAUAAGGACCUUGGCUUGAUCGGCAGGUUCUCCAUGCGGGCAAAGAAGUCGUCUCUCGCUCCCAAGAAGGAGGAGAAGACAAAGGACGAGUCAAAGGACGAAUCAGCUACCAAACGCAGGGUGUCCUGGGCUCUGGGUCGCAGCAAGUCCGAGGACAAAAAAACAACGGAGCCCAUAAAGAUAGAAGUGGAAGCAAAGAAGGAAGUCUCGGAGAGGGAUAAGCAGAAGGUUCCAGACUCACCUGUUUUUGCCAUGAGGCGCAGGUUUGAGUCAAAGGUGGCAGGCAUUUCCGAGAAAAUCCGUAGUCGAUCAGAGGAGAGGAAGGAAACAAAAUCGCUGAAACCAACAGCACCAGAUGUCACGGCACCUGAAACUCCUACGGAAGAAGUGAAACCAGAUCAAAAGAAGAUUGGGGAGUCACCGGUUCUGGCCAUGAAGAAGAAGUUUGAAGCCAAGGUUGCUGGUAUCUCCAUGAAACUGCGUAGCCAGUCUGAAGACAGGGAGGUGGAGACCGAGCCGAAGCCGGAGGGCAAGAGAACCCCUCUUCUGUCCCGCCUUCGGCAUUCCCAGUCGGAGGGCACGAGUCUGAAGAAGAUGGACAUCCCUGAAAACCAGCUCGCCGAACAAACGGGCAAAUUAGGUGGCAACGACUCGGUCGAUUCCACCAACAGUGCGCAGGUUGACGUCAAAUCUUCUCAGACACCAGAGAAUGACCGCCGCUCCAGAUGGGAUCGAUGGGGGCUGUCAAGAGGCAAGAGAGGCAAAAGCCCCGGCCAGCUUAGUACUGCAUCAACUGUUUCCAAGGAAGACUUCCCUCCGGUUUUCCACAUUAAGUUACGGGAUCACAUCCUUCUGGAGGGCGACCCAGUGACGCUCAGCUGUCUUCCCGCUGGGAACCCAUUACCAAAGGUCAUCUGGAUGAAGGAUAAGAAACCCUUGGAGAUUGACAGCAGGAUGAACUUGAUGUCCAGUCCAGACGGCAGACAGCUUCUGAUGAUCCUGAACACUACCAAGAAGGAUGCCGGCCUGUACGAGUGCGUGGCCACCAACCCACUAGCAUCGGCCACAAGCUCCUGCACCAUCUCUCUGGCCUGUAUCCCUAAGCAACCCGGAACGCCGGAGGUUCCUCAGACGUACAACAACACGGCUCUGGUGCUGUGGAAACCUGCGGACACCAAACCUCCGUGCACGUACUCGCUCGAGAGAAGGACAGAGGGUGAAACAAACUGGCUUAUCGUUGCUACGGGUUUGAUGGAUUGUUACCACAAUGUGACAGAACUGCCCACUGGCAACACCGUAAGGUUUAGAGUGGCCUGUGUCAACAAGGCAGGCCAGGGACCAUACAGCAACAUCUCUGGGAAAGUGUGCAUAGCCACAGGGAGGAGUGUGUUCACUAAGCCGGUGAAAGGGAAGGCCACCGCUCCGUCUCCUGCCUCAGAUGUCCCCGUUCCGCCGCCAGCCGCUGCCAUGGCAACCUGCUCCGUCGUCGUCCAGCGCAGUAAAUCCGUGCCUGCCGUGUCCCCAUCCUCACUGCCACAAGCUUUCCCAGCACCCCUCCCUACCUCUCAGAUCCCUGCUCAGAUCCCUGUCCAAAUCCCUGUCCAGAUCCCGUCCCGCGCGGCCACAGCGAGCCCCACGUCACCCUUGGUCACCCCUCCUCCUGCUCCGUCCACAGCAACCAGAACCCCCCACGUCUGGCCGCCCCGCAGGCCUUCUGACGCCCAAUCACCCACUAACAUUCCUCACGUGCAGAGACAGACAGCUCCGCCAGCCAAUAGCGCGACAGACACAGUACUAGUCACGCCCGCUCCCCAGUCACCACCUGCAGUCAAACCCAUAGCGCCUUUGGUCCUGCCCAAACCGCAGAGUCCUGUGAACGUAGUGCCGCCCAUCACUCAAACCUCACCAGUGCCCCAGCCUGUGCCCACCACCACCGCAAGUUCUCCUUCUGCCACCACGCCUCUACCCAGCAGACCCAUCUCCCCUGUGCCCUCAUAUGUGCCAGCCACCACCGCGCGCGUGGCACCCACUCCUACGUCUCCCCCUGUAGUGUUGGUCAGCAGCAUGAGCCCCUUCGGGGACGGGGCAACGACUCCCACCCCUCUCACCCCCACGGGCCCAGUGAACCCCUCCAGCAAGGCCAGUGAGUCCAGCCUGCGGCAAGGGGUGCCUCAGAAACCGUACACCUUCUUGGAUGAGAGGAUAAGAGGUCGGUUUGGGGUGAUCCGUGAGUGCCGAGAGAACGCCACGGGGAAGAUGUUCAUGGCUAAGAUCGUGUCGUACGAGCAGGACACCAAACAGCAGGUGGUGCUGGAGUACCAGACUCUCAAGUCGCUGCACAAUGACAGGAUCAUGGCCCUACACGAGGCCUACGUCACCCCGCGCUACCUGGUGCUCAUCACCGAGAACUGCACAGGGAAGGAGAUCCUCUACAGUCUCAUUGACAGGUUCCGGUAUUCUGAGGAUGAUAUUGUGCAGUAUCUGGUAGGCAUCCUGCAGGGCUUGGAGUACCUGCACAGCCGGCGAAUCCUUCAUCUUGACAUCAAACCGGACAACAUCAUGGUCACCAACCUGAACGCCAUUAAGAUUGUUGAUUUGGGCAGCGCUCAGGGUUUUAAUCCCCUCACACUCAGAACCUAUUGCAGAGACCUGGCAACCUUAGAGUUCUCUGCUCCUGAGCUGUUGAAAGGUGACGUGGUGGGGCCCCCAGCAGACAUGUGGGGCGUGGGAGUACUCGUCUACAUCAUGCUGAGUGGAAGACUACCCUUCCAGGAGAAGGACCCAAAGCAGACUGAGACCAAAAUACUGGCAGCAAAGUUUGACGCCACAAAGCUGUACCCAAAUGUGUCCCAAAGUGCCUCCGCCUUCCUGAAGAAGACGCUCAAUGGCUAUCCCUGGUCGCGGCCCUCCAUGAAGGACUGCUUCUCCCACGGCUGGCUGCAGGACUCCUACCUGAUGAAGCUGCGGCGGCAGACGCUCACCUUCACCACGGCGCGCCUCAAGGAGUUCCUGGGGGAGCACCAGAGACGGCGCGUGGACGCCGCCACCAAGCACAAGGUCCUCCUGCGGGCCUACCAGAGCGGGCCGCCGUCCCCCGCCUCCGCCACCACGCCCGUCACCCCGUGACCAGAGCUCCCGUCUGGGGUGUGUGAGCGGCUCUCUCCCCCCUCCAACCCUUCAGCCCUCUGGGUCUUACAGAGCACAGUGGGGACUGGAGAGGCUCCAGCAGCCUAGGCUGGGCCCAGCUGCAGAGACUCCUACGUGUGAGACGGCAGUGUCAGCUCCCUAGAGCUGUGAUGGAGAGAGAGAGAGAGAGAAAGAGAGAGUGAGAGAGAGAGAGAGAGAAAGAGAGACAACGACAGAGGUGGCUGACAACCGAAAUACAGAUCAAACCAAGAUGGAUUUGAGCAGGAGUAAUGGAUUGCUUGUACUGGACCAUCUAAUUAGCUAAGUGUUCAUACUUAGAGAGGACUCUGCGGUUUUAUGACUUCCCUCUAGUCAUCCGAAUCUUUUUUUUUUUUUUUUUUGGAAGAUGAAGUAAAGGUUUUAUCGGAGCAAAGCCGGUGCGUUUAAUUUAUUUCCUUGGCUGGGUCGCUAUCAAAAGGCAAUCCAAGCAGAAUGUAAUUAAUGUUUUUAAAUAACGGUACACUUCAGUGAGGCUGUUGGCUUAUAAGUCAUGUCAGAAAUGUUGACUAUGUAAGUGAUAUGUCACUAUUCAAAUCAAUGCUGACUUCAAAGAUCCUUUUGAAUAGAUCUUGAUUGAUAAAAUGUAUUAAUGCGUGAUCCACAUUGUACUCAACUCAACUCAACUCAACUCUGGCACAGGAGGUGAUUUUGGACCUUAGCGACUGGUUAGAGACUAAUACUGUACUUGACGUUACGCUGCUAUGUGUUGUGUAAUCAUUUCAGUUGCAGAAACCCACCGUAUGACAAUGUGUCUUGUUUACUUCCCUAAUUAUUUGCACCUUUUUGGUGAAUGUGUAAUGUACCUUUUAAUAUUUACAAACUGCACUCUUGUGUGAUACUGAGCUCCUUCUGGAUGUUGUGAACAGCUUCCUGGAUGUUGCAGCAAUACUUGGUGACAUUUGUAACGGCCUUGUUUAAAUACUCAUAUAUUUUACAGUUUGUACAUGAUUUUGAGUGCUUUUGAUAGAGACCUGUUUCUAUGGACAGAAGAUAAUUGGAUACUACGUGAAAGUUUUCUCUUGUACACAUCUCUCCUGACCGUUCCACAGCUAAAGGCCAAUGCCCACAGCUGGCAACGACUUUUGCUUCUAUGGAUUUGACGUUUAAGAGAUAGAACAGUUUUCUAAACUUUGGCGUUACUUGACGCACAUCAGAUGCCGCUAGUGGGAAUUGGCCUUAACAGAGUUGACUCCUCAAGGUGUCAUCAAGUACCAAAAUCAACCUCUGACUAGACUAGAGAAACAUUUCUCCAGUCAAGGAAAAGGUCAUAAACUUUCAUGUCAAAACAUGAUUUUCCAAGCACACUUAACAUCAGAUUGAGACACAGAGAUGACACUGACCGCGUAGUGUUGUACUAGACAAACUAACAAUGGGACAGCAAAAUGUCGAUAUUUUCAAUAUGAAAAAAAGCCUUGCGUAUUGUUAUACAGUAGGUUCACAUAGGGUACUUUGUAGAUGGUCCUUCAUGGAGAGUUAUCAUUAUAUUGUCAUGUGAUUCACAUACAGUGGUGUAUUCUCAUCUAAAGAAAGCUGCUAAAACCACGCAUUGAAUGCAGUUACUAAUGUGAAUAAAAUAACUCAUAGACAAUGCUUUUGUUAAUGGUUUGUUGAUAUAAAACCAUGCAUUGAGUAAUGUAACUGAAACGAUUCUAGAUGGUGGUAAGAUAAGUUAUUAAGGUAAAACCAUAAACUUCAGUGUUUUUCCAGACUCCUGGUGGUCCAGAAUUGAAGUUCAUGAUUUGUUCUUUUUGCAUUACAUGAAUUGAUGCUACUGUGAGGAUAAGGAUCAUAUUACCAGAAACUUCACGUGCUGUCAUUAUGGUAGAAAGACUGUGUCUGUUCUGAGUACAGUAUGCUGACCUUAGAAGGCCCCAUUGGUUCAAAAGCAGUCAACAUGUAGUGCUGAGUUCAACUCAAUUUACUCAAUUUAUUGUUGGAGACACUGUCAGUGUGUGUUUGUGAAUAAGGAUCCGCGUGCAAAUCAUGUUGUGUCAUGCAUUGCAGAGACCUUAGUUAAGAUUCUGAAUGGACAGUUCAGUCCAGUUUGGUCAAAUGUUGUAGAAAGUGUAAUUUUGAUGUGAAUGUGCCAUGCUCUUCUCUGUGUUUUUGUGCAUACAGUAUCUAUCACAUAAAGGCUCUUCACUCUGAUGCUCUUUGGACAGAAAACAGCUGUUUGACUCUAGCAAAAUCUAUUCUUCUGACGUACAGUAUAUCACAAUGUAUUAUAAAUACACAAAGGAAAUAUAGAUGAUUUUUUGAAACCCACUUGGAUGUACUUUUGUUUUCAAGUUCUUGUCAAAUAAAAACAUUUGCAUAAAA